Molecule: messenger RNA, 570 nt
Organism: Parastagonospora nodorum SN15
Lineage: Eukaryota; Fungi; Ascomycota; Dothideomycetes; Pleosporales; Phaeosphaeriaceae
Exons: 1
Coding region: 1-570 (189 amino acids)
Source: RefSeq, a predicted model, not a curated record
AUGCCGCGAUGCGGGCCUUUCCUUCAAGUCAGCGUCGAGAAAUGGAAAUCACGGUCGCGCGUACGCAUGCAGAAUCACAAGCUUACUUCACAGGGACUGAGAUACUUCGACGUGCCAAUAUGGACGCCGACCUUCCCUGCACCCCGUUCUGACUAUUCUUUACCUUGUUUCGUCACGCAGCGCGUAUUCGAAGCACUCCACCUUCACGCAGUCUUCAUACCCCAUGAUUACGUCUACAAGCAAGAUUCGCAUUUCGACCUAGGCGAGGAAAUCCUCGUACCCGAACACAUGCGCUCUUUCCUUGGCAAACUUGAAGCCGAGUGCAGGAGCGCCAGUAACCCAGGAAACAUCAGGCUAUUUGCGAAAGGGUUCAGUUUCGGGCCUGGAACUGGAAUUCGCAUAUCACUGAGUCUGAUUUGGAACUUGGAGAGAGAUUAUGGCGUGACGACUUGUGAUGUUGCAGUACCGGCAGUGUGGAAUCCUGGGACUCCGCCAUUCAUGAGUUUGGGUUGUGGGGCGUGGAAUACUUUAAGAAAAGGAGAUGAGGAUGAAGAGAGGGUGUGCAGAUGA